This is a messenger RNA of Notechis scutatus (mainland tiger snake), 4042 nucleotides long. NCBI's taxonomy places the organism in Eukaryota, Metazoa, Chordata, Lepidosauria, Squamata, Elapidae. The record is from RefSeq and is a predicted model, not a curated record.
AGAAUUUGUGCUGUUCGGCUCUGGCACGUUAGUCUGCCUACCAUGGACACCCCGGGGUAGGGCCCUUCCCGGCGGGGCGGCCGCGGCCCCUCCGCGCCCACGAAGACCCAGCGCCGGCAGGGGAGGGGCUCCUGGCUCAGUCAAGGCGGCAAUAUGCCAGCUCCUGAACAGAUCCCUUUGGAAGAUGGGCUGCAACCGACCAACCAAGAAUCUUCUGCAAAUCCUGCCAUGGAAACAGAGGCUACUGCCACUACUAUUCUAGCUUCUGUAAAAGAACAGGAACUCCAGUUUCAAAGACUCACCAGAGAACUUGAAGUGGAAAGGCAAAUUGUUGCCAGUCAGUUAGAAAGAUGCCGGCUUGGAGCAGAAUCGCCAAGCAUUGCAAGCACAAGUUCUACUGAGAAGUCUUUUCCCUGGAGACCUGCAGAAUUUCCAAACACAGGUGUAAAUAAGCUCAGAACAUCUGAGAGUGUUCCUAUCACUUCUUAUCAUGUUGGAACGGAGUCUGAACAAGGAAAUCUUUACUCUCCAGAGCAGACAUCGCUUCAUGAAAGUGAGGGAUCUGUUGGUAACUCUAGAAGUUCAACACAGAUGAAUUCAUAUUCUGAUAGUGGGUACCAGGAAGUAGGCAGUUUCCAUAACAGCCAGAACCGAGGAAAAGGAGAGAGCAGACAGCAGCAAUCUUUUGCAGGAGCAAAUAAUAACCAUUUAGUGCGAAGUUCACGUGCUGAAGGACAAGCUUUGGUACAGACAGCACCAAACAUAGCUUCCACCAACAGAGCCAUGAGACGUGUAAGUUCUGUUCCAUCAAGGGCCCAAUCUCCCUCAUAUGUAACCACCACAGGAGUUUCCCCUUCAAGGGGAUCACUCAGAACUUCUUUAGGAAGUGGCUAUGGUUCGCCAUCUAUUACUGAGUCACGGUCUGUCAGCUCUAAUGUUUUCUCAACAUUACCUGUUCAAAGAGCAGCAUCUCCAUUUACUACACAGAGGCCUGCCUCACCAGUAGCAGUGCGCCGAAUUGGUUCAAUAACAUCUAGGCAAUCAACCAAUCCCAAUGGAGGAACUCCUCAAUACCAGCCUUCAGUCAGAGUUGGUUCACCUCUCACAAUAAAUGAUACGCAGACAAGAGUAGCCUCUCCACCCUUAACUCAAGUUGGAUCUUCAUCACCAAAGCGCUCUGGGAUGACUGCUGUUCCACAACAUUUGGGAACAUCGUUGCAACAGACACUUCAUGACAUUGAGCAAUACGCACAGCAGUAUGAUAUCUAUGAAAGAAUGGUCCCACCUCGUCCAGACAGCCUUACAGGCUUAAGGAGUUCAUAUGCUAGUCAACAUAGUCAACUUGGACAGGAGUUACGUUCUAAUGUAUCUCCUGAUUUACAUAUCACUCCCAUUUAUGAAGGUAGACCUUAUUAUAGUCCAGUAUACCACAGUCCAAGCCAUGGAACAGGUGAUGUAUCCCAAGGAUCCCAAACUGCAUUAUAUCGAACUGGCUCAGGUGUUGGAAAUCUGCAAAGAUCAUCUAGUCAGCGUAGCACUCUUACAUACCAAAGAAAUAAUUACGCGCUGAACACAACAGUUACCUACGCAGAACCCUAUAGAUCACUUCAUUAUCGGAUGUCUGAAUCGAAUUAUAACAGAAUGCAACAUGCAGUCCCUGCUGAUGAUGGAACAACAAGAUCUCCAUCUAUAGACAGCAUCCAGAAAGAUCCCAGAGAAUUUGCAUGGCGGGAUCCAGAGUUGCCGGAAGUCAUUCAUAUGCUUCAGCACCAGUUUCCAUCAGUUCAGGCGAAUGCUGCAGCCUACCUACAGCAUCUGUGCUUUGGAGAUAAUAAAAUAAAAACCGAGGUGUGCAGGUUAGGAGGAAUCAAGCACUUGGUUGACCUGUUAGACCACAGAGUUCUUGAAGUUCAGAAGAAUGCUUGUGGGGCACUGCGAAACCUGGUAUUUGGGAAAUCUACAGAUGAAAAUAAGAUAGCAAUGAAAAAUGUUGGUGGAAUAGCUGCACUUUUACGGUUACUAAGAAAAUCAAUUGAUGCAGAAGUAAGAGAACUUGUCACAGGUGUCCUCUGGAACCUGUCUUCGUGUGAUGCAGUAAAAAUGACAAUCAUCCGAGAUGCUCUAGGAACAUUAACAAACAGUGUGAUAGUUCCUCAUUCUGGAUGGAAUAAUUCUUCCUUUGAUGAUGAUCAUAAAAUUAAAUUCCAAACUUCUUUAGUUCUGCGCAACACAACAGGUUGUCUAAGGAAUUUAAGUUCUGCAGGAGAAGAGGCAAGGAAACAAAUGAGAUCUUGUGAAGGAUUGGUUGAUUCUUUGUUAUAUGUGAUCCAUACGUGUGUGAACACUUCUGAUUAUGACAGCAAGACAGUCGAAAACUGUGUGUGCACACUUCGGAACCUUUCUUACCGUCUAGAGCUGGAGGUUCCUCAAGCCCGCCUUCUUGGCAUCAGUGAGCUGGAUGACUUUUUGGGGAAGGAAUCACCUAGCAAAGAUUCUGAUUCAAGCUGCUGGGGGAAAAAGAAGAAGAAAAAGAAAAAAACUUCACAAGAGGAUCAGUGGGAUGGAGUUGGUCCAAUACCAGGGUUAUCCAAAUCUCCUAAAGGCGUGGAAAUGUUGUGGCACCCAUCUGUAGUAAAACCAUAUCUAACUCUUCUAGCUGAAAGUUCUAACCCAGCCACUUUGGAGGGUUCGGCAGGGUCUCUUCAGAAUCUUUCUGCAGGCAACUGGAAGUUUGCAGCUUAUAUUCGAGCUGCUGUCAGGAAAGAGAAAGGACUUCCAAUUCUCGUGGAAUUGCUAAGAAUGGACAAUGAUAGAGUUGUUUCUUCCGUGGCAACAGCCCUAAGAAAUAUGGCAUUAGAUGUGCGUAACAAGGAACUUAUUGGUAAAUAUGCUAUGCGGGACUUGGUAAAUCGCCUUCCGGGAGGCAGUGGGCCCAACAUUCUCUCUGAUGAAACAGUAGCAGCCAUCUGCUGUGCUUUGCACGAAGUCACCAGUAAAAACAUGGAAAAUGCCAAAGCCUUGGCUGAUACGGGAGGGAUAGAAAAAUUGGUAAACAUAACCAAAGGAAGAGGGGACAGAUCAUCACUAAAGGUUGUCAAGGCAGCAGCCCAGGUGCUCAACACAUUAUGGCAAUAUCGUGAUCUCCGUAGCAUUUAUAAAAAGGAUGGCUGGAAUCAAAAUCAUUUUAUUACUCCUGUGUCAACACUUGAGCGUGACAGAUUCAAGUCACAUCCCUCCUUGUCUACAGCAAAUCAGCAGAUGUCACCUAUUAUUCAGUCUGUUGGCAGCACAUCUUCCUCACCAGCACUCUUGGGAAUUAGAGACCCUCGUUCCGAAUAUGAUAGGACCCAGACUUCUAUGCAAUAUUAUAACAGCCAAGGUGAUGGGAUUGCACAUAAAGACAUCUACACUGGGUCUAGUAAACCUUCGCCAAUUUAUAUCAGUUCCUAUUCCUCACCAGCAAGGGACCAAAAUCGGCGCCUACAGCAUCAGCACUUGUACUACAGUCAAGAUGAUUCCAACAGAAAGCAUUACGAUGCAUAUAGGUUAUAUUUGCAAUCCCCACAUAGUUACGAAGACCCAUAUUUUGAUGAUCGGGUUCACUUCCCAGCUUCUACGGAUUACGCAACACAGUAUGGACUGAAAUCAACCACAAACUAUGUCGAUUUCUAUUCUACCAGACGACCUUCUUACAGAACAGAACAAUAUCCAGGGUCCCCUGACUCUUGGGUGUAGCAUUCAUAAAUCAUACAGUUUCUUUCUAACUUUGCUUGAGAAGAAGUUGAGUAAAGGUUUCGUUGUUUUGAGGGAGAAGUGUGAAAGUGAAUUACAAAGAAGGAAAGAAGGAUGAGUUUUAAUAAUCAGGAUGACGGGAGAGAAAUUGGAAAGAGAGGAGAUUUGCUCUGUUUAGAUUUUAGAUCUCAUUACUUGUAGUUCCUCUAGUUCGGUGAAGGUGUGGGCAACGUGAUGAAAGGUUGGAGAACUGAGGGAAAUGGAUUUGGGAAAUGUGUAGAUCAGAUCAAAUUACAGAUGAUUUUUUUUU